This is a messenger RNA of Talaromyces rugulosus, 921 nucleotides long. RefSeq lists its product as uncharacterized. Bases 1 to 921 code for a protein of 306 amino acids. The transcript has a single exon. NCBI's taxonomy places the organism in Eukaryota, Fungi, Ascomycota, Eurotiomycetes, Eurotiales, Trichocomaceae. The record is from RefSeq and is a predicted model, not a curated record. Gene Ontology annotation, molecular function: protein binding.
AUGCAGCCGUACAGGAAAGCCCAGACUCGGGCCCUCGCAAUCCCCGAGAUUGUGACAUCAAUCCUACACGAGAUGGACAUGCGCACGUUGAUCGCCGCGCAACGCGUAUGUCGAAUGUGGGCAGAUCUCAUCCACGAGUCGCGCUCGCUACAGCAAGCCUUGUUCUUCUUACCAGUCGAUGGUAAUAUGACAGUUGACACAACAAAAACAACAACAUGGCCUCGAGUUUACAACCCACUGCUAGCAGAAACAUUCCCCUCAUUCUUCCCUUCGCCGCGCAUUGUGGGUACUACUACUAGAAGUAGGAACGAUGGAACAACAUUAAAAGGAAACCCCAUCGAAUACACUAAUCUGACAUCCCUCGCUUUCGCCAAAGACCCGACCAAACAAAAAAUGUACUUUCGUCCCGAAGCAAGCUGGCGCCGCAUGUUAACCACACAACCCCCGAUCUACACAAUCGGAUCAUUCUCCUCUGCCAGUGGGAUGCUCGGUAUGUCCUGGACGCAAGAGAAAGCCGCGCACCAGGAAGGUGGGCUUCGAAUGGCGACGCUUUUCGAAACGAUGGUCAAUUUGGGACGGUUUAUGUGGAACGGCUCGUUGAUAUCUAUCAGUUUUGGGGGCGGCGGCGGCGAUUCGCCGCCCGUGAAUGCACAUUCGCAAUUCAUAAGCCUGUCUACCUCUAUGGAUAGCGACAGGGUAAAUGCGGAUUGGGCGAAGAUGCUUUUCGAGACUGAUCUUGUGAUUGUGACGAGUGAGGGUGGCUCGUGUACUGAUCCUGAUGGGCCAGAGGAUCCUAAUUGGGUCAAGAGUCCAGAUGAGAUUGUCUGGGAGGGGAUUUGCGAGUGUUACGAGGAGUUGGGGCUGACUCUAUAUGAUCUACCUAUGGAUGUUUAUAAUAAAGGAAUGGAGUACUGGAACUAG